GACCAGCUCGGUUCCAUGCCUACAUGUGGGACCCAUAAUUCGUCAGUACAGUUGACAACAUUGUUGUCCAAUUUUGUUUUUGGAUUAUGCGUAGUCUCCUGCGGUGGAGAGUCGAACAUCCCCAUCAGCGAGCAGUGGUAGUCCAAUUGCCAUCCUGCCGCCUUCCAUUUUAUAUUCCGUAAAGAAUGUUUGAAUAUAGAGAAAGUAGUCAAUUUAUAUUAUUAAAUGAAUUAAUUAAAAAACCUCAAUUGAGCAAAACUGUUAAGGUCAAAUGCAAAACUUCAAGGGCUUAUUGAAUUUGUUUCUCUCGGUUUCAAUGUGAAAAAAAGAAGCUUCACAGGAUCAGAUGUCAUUGGAUAAAAUCUGUCCUGCGCAAAAAAUGGAAUUUGAAAGUUAAUACUGUUGUUGGACAGCUAAAUAAAAGGAAAGGAGAAAUGGCGAUGGCUCCAACUGUAAAAGUGGUUCUUGGCUUGAUUGCCUUUGCUAUCUUUUGGGUGUUAGCAGUUUUCCCUGCGGUUCCAUUUAUGCCCAUAGGAAGGACCGCUGGGUCCUUACUCGGGGCUAUGCUCAUGGUUCUUUUCCAAGUCUUGACACCUGAUCAAGCAUAUGCUGCCAUAGAUCUUCCCAUUCUUGGUCUUCUCUUUGGGACAAUGGUAGUCAGUGUGUAUCUUGAAAAGGCAGAUAUGUUUAAGUAUCUCGGGAAAUUGCUGGCAUGGAAAAGCAAAGGGGCUAAGGAUUUGCUGUUGAGAGUCUGUUUCAUCUCAGCCUUUUCCAGUGCUCUAUUCACGAACGACACAUCUUGUGUGGUUUUGACAGAGUUUGUGCUGAAAAUCGCCAGGCAACAAAACCUCCCACCCCACCCCUUCCUACUAGCUCUUGCUUCUAGUGCAAACAUUGGGUCUUCGGUUACUCCAAUAGGGAAUCCCCAAAACUUAGUAAUAGCAAUGAAGAGCAAGAUAUCUUUCAGCGAGUUUUUUCUGGGAAGUUUUCCUGCAAUGCUAGUGGGUAUAUCUGUCAAUGCAUUUCUAUUGUUGUGCAUGUAUUGGAAAUUAUUGUCAGUAAAGAAAGACGAAGAAGACGCUUCUGGUGGAGAAGUUGUGACAGAAGAAGAAGUAGUCUCUCACCACUUCUCCCCUGCUACUAUGUCACAUCCAAAUGUCAAUGACCACUUGAACCAUUCCGAUGCACUUAGGAACCGUGUCAGUGUGAGUGAGAAUGAGAUUGAUAAGAUUGACUCUACCCGAAGCUCAAAUGCGUCAUCACGUGAAGCAUCAAAGUCACCCUCAUCAAAUCAUCUAAGUGAAACCGAGAACCUUCCUUUUCAAGAGGAGAAGGGGAAGUUUCUGGAAGUGUGGAGAAGGGCGGUGUGGAAAGUGUGUGUUUAUCUUGUUACUAUUGGAAUGCUAAUCUCUUUAUUGAUGGGUAUGAACAUGUCUUGGUCUGCAAUUACUGCAGCACUUGUUCUUGUGGUUCUUGAUUUCAAGGAUGCACGCCCAUGCUUGGAAAAGAUAUCAUAUUCAUUGUUGAUAUUCUUUUGUGGGAUGUUCAUCACAAUCGACGGCUUUAACAGAACGGGGCUUCCAAGUGCUGUCUGGGAUUUCAUGGAGCCGUACGCCAAAAUAGAUCACGUCAGCGGAAUAGCCAUUCUUGGUGCUGUCAUACUCUUACUCUCCAAUUUAGCUUCAAAUGUACCCACAGUUUUGCUGUUAGGGGCGAGGGUGGCAGCUUCAGCAGCCGAAAUAUCUCCAGCAAGCGAGAAGAAGGCUUGGCUCAUCUUGGCUUGGGUGAGCACAGUGGGCGGGAAUCUUUCGCUCUUAGGGUCUGCUGCAAACUUGAUAGUGUGCGAGCAGGCUCGUAGGGCUCAAUAUCUGGGGUACAAUUUGUCAUUCUGGAGCCAUCUCAAAUUUGGUGUUCCCUCUACUCUUAUUGUAACAGCUAUUGGCUUGACUCUCAUUAGAGGUUGAUAUUUUUGUUCCUCCUCUUCCAAACUCUUGCAAGAAGAUUUAGAAUUUUUAAUAAAGAGUUAUCCCUUCACAAGUCAAGUAGCUAAAACCAUCAAGUACCUCAUCCUGUAUAUAGAACACAACUCAAAAAGGGAAAAACUGUUGUAAAUUGCUGUACCUGGAUAUUGGUCUUUUUGAUACUUCAUGGUUUUCAGAUUAGAUCUAAAACUGUUGCAUAAAUUACCUAGGGGUGCUAAAUUUUUCUACUUUUGUGUUAUUUUUUAAUGCACAAGCAGAAUUUACUAUUGUAUCAUAAACUAGUAGGUGUGUUUGGUAGUGCUUUUGUUAUGAAAUAGAGAAUUGUUUACCAGAA
Molecule: messenger RNA, 2316 nt
Organism: Cuscuta europaea
Lineage: Eukaryota; Viridiplantae; Streptophyta; Magnoliopsida; Solanales; Convolvulaceae
Source: the annotation of a GenBank genome assembly